CCCAACUUGUGUUUGUUAUGACACCUAUUUUGUAACACGUUUAGACCACUGAUCUAGCAUUGGGUUAGACAGACUGUGGGAUAUUUGUUUGUUCACAUUGCCCUGGAAAACCACGGGACUUACUUGGCCAGAGUCACUGCAGAAUAUACGUUAAUAUUCAGCUCCAUAAAUGUUUCCAGCCUGUAGACAUUCACUCCAAGCACGGAGGUGUAUACGUACACUAAAGGCAUUUCACACGGAACAUGUUGCCCCUCAGGUGUUCUUCACACGGUGUUGCUCUUCUGUCUCUGUGCCACGAAUUACCACUCAUUACACGGUGUACCCCAGAGAUAAGGAUCCAAGAUGGGAAGGUGUGGAAAUGGAACGCUUUGCUGAUGAGGCAGAUGUUGUCAUUGUGGGCGGCGGCCCAGCAGGCCUAUCAGCAGCCAUCCGGCUGAAGCAGCUGGCCAACCAGCAUGAGAAGGAGCUGCGCGUUUGUGUGGUGGAGAAAGCAUCUCAGAUUGGAGCUCACACGUUGUCAGGAGCCUGUCUAGAGCUCACUGCACUUAAUGAGCUCAUUCCAGACUGGAAAGAGAGAGGGGCACCUUUGAACACUCCAGUUACAGAGGACAAGUUCUCCAUUUUGACCGAAAAAUACAGCAUUCCUGUUCCAAUAUUACCAGGUCUCCCGAUGAAUAAUCAUGGGAACUACUUGGUGCGUCUGGGACAUUUUGUUCGCUGGCUGGGGGAGCAGGCAGAGGAGCUGGGAGUGGAGCUGUAUCCUGGUUACGCGGCAGCUGAGGUGCUGUUUCACAAGGAUGGAAGUGUGAAAGGAAUUGCAACCAAUGAUGUGGGCAUUGGCAAAGAUGGCUCUCCAAAGGAUGUGUUUGAGAGAGGCAUGGAGCUCCACGCUAAGGUCACUAUGUUUGGUGAAGGCUGCCAUGGACACCUGGCCAAGCAACUUUACAAGCAGUUCAACCUCAGGGAGAACUGUGAGCCACAGACCUAUGCUAUCGGCCUCAAAGAGGUUUGGGUUAUUGAUGAGAAGAAGUGGCGUCCAGGACGGACCGAGCACUCAGUUGGCUGGCCGCUCAACAGAAACACAUACGGCGGCUCCUUCCUGUACCACCUCAACGAGGGAGAGCCACUGGUUGCCCUUGGCUUUGUUGUGGGUUUGGACUACACUAAUCCUUAUCUGAACCCUUUCAAAGAAUUCCAACGUUGGAAACAUCACCACUCUGUAAAGUGUACCCUGGAAGGCGGCAACAGAAUAGCAUAUGGAGCCAGAGCCCUCAAUGAAGGAGGUUUUCAGGCAUUUCCUAAACUUACAUUCCCAGGCGGCAUGCUGAUAGGCUGCAGUCCAGGCUUCAUGAACGUGCCAAAGAUCAAAGGCACGCACACGGCCAUGAAGAGUGGCAUGUUGGCGGCUGAGGUUGCCUUCAGCAAAAUCUUCGACGAGAAUCUGCAGUCUGAAACAGCAGGUCUCUAUAUUCCUGAAUACGAGGACAAUUUGAAAAAGUCCUGGAUAUGGAAGGAGUUGUAUGCUGUAAGGAACAUCAGACCGUCGUUCCAUAACUACUUUGGCCUUUACGGAGGGAUGGUGUACACUGGAAUCUUCUACUGGAUUUUCAGAGGAAAAGAACCAUGGACUCUGAAGCAUAAUGGUCUGGAUGCUGCUCGGCUCAAGCCGGCAAAUGAGUGUGCACCCAUCGACUAUCCAAAGCCUGAUGGGAAGAUCAGCUUUGAUCUUUUAUCAUCUGUCGCUUUGAGCGGGACCAAUCAUGAGCACGACCAGCCAGCCCAUCUAACGCUGAAAGAUGAUGGUGUUCCUGUGGCACAAAACCUUGCAAUUUAUGACGGCCCUGAGCAGAGGUUCUGUCCUGCUGGUGUGUAUGAGUAUGUUCCUGUAGAGAUGGGCAAUGGCAUGAGAUUACAGAUCAAUGCACAAAACUGCGUCCACUGCAAGACUUGCGAUAUCAAAGACCCCAGCCAGAACAUCAACUGGGUUGUGCCUGAGGGCAGUGGGGGACCAGCCUACAAUGGCAUGUGAUUUCAGUAUUAAAUAUUGUUGUUUUUUUUUUAAUCAUUAUUACUAUUGGGACAUAUCACAGGUUUCAAAAUCAAAUGCCUCUGGGCCUUUACAAAACUUCAGGACUAUUAUGAAACAUUUAAAGACUUGAGUUCUUCCGCUGUGCCUCAGGAACGAAACCGAAUGUCUUCAUAUCCUCACUGAUAUGAGCACUCACUGUAAUUACAUGAAGAUGCUUCGAAUCUAUCAAGUUUUAUCAAAUUUUACCAUUUGAAAGAUUUUUAUCUAUAAUGUCUUAAUAAAGGUAGCAUGUUGGAUUCACAACCACAUUUUGUGCCCAAAAUAUGUGGUUUAUGCAGGAACUGUAAACUAACAGUUUACAGUUUUGUAUAUAUUGUCAAUGUUGGUAACUGGUAGAAAUAAAUAAAUUGUUUCAA
Messenger RNA from Xyrauchen texanus (razorback sucker), 2445 nucleotides. RefSeq names its product electron transfer flavoprotein-ubiquinone oxidoreductase, mitochondrial-like. Gene Ontology annotation, molecular function: electron-transferring-flavoprotein dehydrogenase activity; iron-sulfur cluster binding. Gene Ontology annotation, biological process: electron transport chain. Bases 170 to 2029 code for a protein of 619 amino acids. Gene Ontology annotation, cellular component: mitochondrial inner membrane. Lineage: Eukaryota; Metazoa; Chordata; Actinopteri; Cypriniformes; Catostomidae. The transcript is spliced from 13 exons. The record is from RefSeq and is a predicted model, not a curated record.